CUCAGUCGCCUUUGCGCAUGUGCGGGAGGUGGAGGUGUAAGGGCGCGCUCCUUCAAAAAGACUCUCCGGCGGCAGACACUUGUGGCAAAGCAUACCGUCAGCCAUUUUAGAUGACCCAGGUCGCAUAAGCGAACGCAAAGACUUCCCAGUUAAUUUCGCGCACUCUUCUUCAGUAACUCAACAGUGACAGUGGAAGCAUGGGGAAAAAUCAGAAAAUGGACAUUGGAGGCCCCACCCCCACCUCUCCCGACGAGGAGCCCCCGAGGGACCCCGGUGUGGCCCAGCACCACUCCUACACGAAUGAGGACCUCGAGGGACACCGAGCCCAUUCCAUCUACGUGGGCGUGCAUAUCCCUGGCGCCCAUCGCCGCCGAUCCCGCCACCACCGCCACCACCGCCACCAUCACCGCAGCUCCAACAAGGAAGGCAGUGAGAACAGGCCAGUGUUACCAGUGCUGGAAGAGAACAACCCUGAUGGUUUCGCAUUGACUCCCCCAAGCCAGAGGGUGCAGUUUAUUCUUGGAGAAGAUGAUGAUGGAGAUGGCACACAUGACAGUCAUCCCCUCUUCAGUGAGAUGGAGACCCUUAUUGAGAUGGAAGGAGGAGAAUUGGAGUGGAAGGAAACAGCAAGAUGGAUCAAGUUUGAGGAGGACGUGGAAGAAGGAGGCGAGCGAUGGUCCAAACCUCACGUGGCAACGCUCUCCCUCCACUCACUCUUCGAACUCCGAUCUUUCCUUCUCAAUGGAACUGUCAUCCUCGAUAUGGAUGCCUCAAGUCUGGACACCAUUGCAGAUCUUGUUCUUGACAACAUGAUUAAUCAAGGGCAGCUACCUCUUAAUGGAAGGGAAAAGUUCCGUGAUGCUCUCCUGCGGAGGCAUAAGCAUCUGUAUGAGAAGCAGAAACACAAAGAGAAUGGGAAUAUGUCCCGUCUGCCACUCAUUCGCAGCUUGGCUGAAAUUGGUCGCAAUCAUUCUUCCUCUAAAAUGGAGGAGGGCGGGGCUUCCCCCCAAGCUCCGCCCCCCGCGCCCACGCCUACAUCUCUGGGUGAACCACCCAAAUUUGGACGCUUCUUGAACGUGCCGGGGACUGGUGGUGGUGGUGUUGGUGGUGGUGGUGUUGGUGGAACUACCGAGGGUGGAAACAAUGCCAGUGUCGUCUCCAACCCGGAUGGUGCCAUGGAGACCUCCCCCUCCUCGGGAUCCAUUACCCGAAACCAGAGCGGAAAUAAUUUGGAGUCGGGCAAUGGAGUCAGUGAGCACAAGGGCAAUACCAACUUCAUGAGAAAGAUUCCACCUGGUGCUGAGGCCUCAAACAUCCUGGUGGGUGAAGUUCCCUUCCUUGAAAAACCUGCAACUGCAUUUGUCCGUCUAACCCAAGCAGCAAAUCUUGGGGACUUGACUGAGGUCCCUGUACCUACCAGGUUCCUUUACAUUAUUCUGGGUCCAACUGGUGGUCUUCCAAGAUACCACGAGAUUGGGCGUGCCAUGGCUACGCUCCUCAGUGAUGAAGUUUUCCACGAUGUGGCAUACAAGGCCAAGAACCGCAGCCAUCUCCUGGCUGGCGUUGAUGAGUUCCUUGAUGCUGUCACAGUUCUUCCUCCUGGAGAAUGGGAUCCAGCUAUUAGGAUUGAGCCACCGGCAGCUAUUCCAUCUCAGGAUUCUCGUAAAACUCCAAAGAAGAACGAACCAGAAGAGGUCAUUGAUGAAGAGGAGGAGGAGCAAAAGUUGAGGGAACAGGCAGGUCUUACCCGCACAGGAAGGCUCUUUGGCGGCUUGGUGAAUGACCUCAAGCGGAAGAAGCCUUGGUACUGGAGUGACUUCAAGGAUGGCAUUUCCAUACAGUCCAUUGCCACCUUCUUCUUCUUGUACUUUGCCUGUCUCACACCAAUCAUCACAUUUGGAGGACUGCUUGGAGAAGCCACAGAAAAUCAUAUUGCAGCCAUGGAGUCCCUUGUUGCCGGCUUGAUAUGUGGAGUAGUCUAUGGCUUCUUCUCUGGCCAGCCUCUGACCAUCCUGGGCUCAACUGGACCUGUUCUUGUCUUUGAAACUAUCCUCUAUGACUUUUGCAAAUCUUAUGACUGGGAUUACUUGUCAUUCCGUCUGUGGAUUGGCAUCUGGGUUGGUGCCAUUCUGAUCAUCUUAGUAGCUAUCGAUGCAUCAGCUCUUGUCUGU
This is a messenger RNA of Penaeus indicus, 2171 nucleotides long. Its product is annotated as sodium bicarbonate cotransporter 3-like. The record is from RefSeq and is a predicted model, not a curated record. NCBI's taxonomy places the organism in Eukaryota, Metazoa, Arthropoda, Malacostraca, Decapoda, Penaeidae. The annotation marks the transcript as partial. Gene Ontology annotation, biological process: bicarbonate transport; regulation of intracellular pH; monoatomic anion transport. The transcript is spliced from 14 exons. Gene Ontology annotation, cellular component: plasma membrane. Gene Ontology annotation, molecular function: sodium:bicarbonate symporter activity; solute:inorganic anion antiporter activity; monoatomic anion transmembrane transporter activity.